CUUAUGUCUUAUGUGCCUCCUCUUUCAUAGUUUAAUUUUAUGCUCAUCUCCUCACAGUUAACUAAUCAUUAAUAAUGCAUUUCCAUGGAAAGCGGCUUCCAUACAUGCACACAUAUAAAAUUUAAGCCACCGUCAGAUUAGAGCAGAGAGAAGAUGGAAGUGAUGCUGAGUCUUCUGCCGAGCGUUUGUUCAGUUGGCUUCUUAGGAUUAGUUUGCUUAUUGCUUCAUCUGUACGGUAGUAUAUGGGUCAAGUGUGAGAGAGUGAGGAAGAUGCUGCGUAUGCAAGGGAUAAGAGGGCCUCCUCCUUCGAUUUUAUAUGGAAAUCUAGCGGAGAUGCAGAGGAUUCAAAUCAAUACAAAGCCAUCCAAAUUUAACCAUGAUCUCGUAGCCCACGACUACACUUCUACCCUCUUUCCGUAUUUCGAGCAGUGGAGAAAGGAAUACGGUCCAUUAUACACGUAUUCGACGGGAAUGAGGCAACACUUGUACGUGAAUCAGCCGGAGCUGGUGAAAGAAAUGAACCAAAGCAAUACCCUGGACUUAGGUAAGCCUUCUUAUGUAACCAAGAAGCUCUCGCCCAUGCUUGGAAAUGGCAUUAUAAGGUCCAAUGGUCAUAUUUGGGCUCAACAGAGGAAAAUCGUUGCACCCGAGUUCUUCAUGGAUAAAGUCAAGGGCAUGGUGGGGCUAAUGGUGGAGUCGACAGAGCCAUUGCUGAGAAAAUGGGAAGACUGUAUAGAAGCUCAAGGUGGGGUGAGUGCAGAUAUUAGAGUUGAUGAGGAUUUGAGGGGGUUCUCUGGAGAUGUUAUCUCUAGAGCCUGUUUUGGUAGCUCUUAUUUCAAAGGCAAAGAGAUUUUCUCUAAGCUUAGGAGCCUUCAAAAAGCCAUAUCCAAGCAAAGCUUCCUUUUUGGAGUCACCAGUUUCGCAGGCAGAUUUCUGUCAAUGAAGAAGCAAAACGAAAUUGGGAGUUUGGAGAGGGAAAUAGAGUCGUUGAUAUGGGAGGCAGUGAAGGAACGUGAACAAGAGAUAUCUUCAUCAGAAAAGGAUUUAAUGCAGUUGAUACUGGAGGGAGCUGCCAAAGACCAAUCUCUGGCUACAGCCAAGAGCUUCAUUGUUGACAAUUGUAAGAGCAUUUAUUUCGCCGGCCACGAAUCUACGGCUGUUGCUGCCUCUUGGACCUUGAUGCUGCUUGCUCUUCAUCCAGAGUGGCAAGCCCGAAUUCGCGCAGACCUUGCCCAAGUUUGUGGUGACAACUUCCCUGAUCCCGAUUCUCUUCUCCACUUAAAAACGGUGACAAUGGUGAUUCAUGAAUCACUGCGGCUGUAUCCCCCAGCAGCAUUUGUCUCAAGGGAGGCACUUGAGGAGACUCGAGUUGGGAAUAUCAUUAUUCCCAAAGGCGUAUGUUUAUGGACUCUGAUCCCAACUCUGCACCGAGACCCUGAAAUUUGGGGAGCCGAUGCAAAUGAGUUCAAACCAGAAAGGUUUUCUGAAGGUGUCUCUAAAGCUUGCAAGUUUCCUCAAGCAUACGUUCCCUUUGGACUGGGUCCUCGCCUAUGCUUAGGCAAAAAUUUUGCAAUGGUUCAAUUGAAGAUUCUCCUCUCCAUUAUUGUCUCCAAGUUUACUUUCUCAUUGUCUCCCAAGUAUCAGCAUUCUCCUGCAUACAGAAUGAUUGUAGAGCCUCGACAUGGUGUACAUAUCAUCUUUCAGAAGAUCUAAAAUAUUGUUUUGAUCUCAAAAAGCAUGUAUUUGGCUAGAUGGAGUACCAUGCCGCAAACUUAAUUUCCUUCAUAAAUAUUUUCUUCAUGCCCAUUAUGCUUUCAUUGGAGAUGAUGGCAUAUUGUAAGAGUAAUGACAUCAAUCAACUUGCAGUCCUUCAAUUGCAGACA
Molecule: messenger RNA, 1883 nt
Organism: Mangifera indica (mango)
Lineage: Eukaryota; Viridiplantae; Streptophyta; Magnoliopsida; Sapindales; Anacardiaceae
Product: cytochrome P450 714A1-like
Exons: 5
Coding region: 154-1713 (519 amino acids)
Molecular function (GO): heme binding; oxidoreductase activity, acting on paired donors, with incorporation or reduction of molecular oxygen; monooxygenase activity
Source: RefSeq, a predicted model, not a curated record